AUGGCACUGGUUCCAAGUGUUGAGAAGAAGCCUGCAACGUAUGACGAGUUCCAAACCACGCUGGAACCAAAGUACCUGGAUCAGGCUCGCAUAGAACUCAACGAAGAGGAUUACCGCAGAGAACCCGCGAUAGCUCGGAUGCGCGAGUUCAUCGCAAAGCAUCCUCGAAUCCAGCGAUGUCGCACGGAUGCCAUCUUCCUGUUGAGGUUCCUUCGAUACAAAAAGUUCAACGUGGAUCUCGACAAUCCAAUGAUCGAGCGAUGCACGUGUGUCCCACUUGGACAGAAUAGUGAUGGAAGCUUGGUGUGUCUGAUUCGAUUGGGUUCUUUUGAUCCGGACACGUUCGAACCGGAACAGAUAGUGCGUUUGUGCACUCUUACAGUGGACAUGUACGCGUACGAAGAAGUUUAUCAAGUGACCGGAUUUACGGUUGUGGUUGACCUUCACGGAAUGACGAUGGGUCACGUUGGGGCUAUGACGCUGACCAAAAUUAAAAUAAUGACGAAUGCUAUGAACAAUAUAUUGGGAGCGCGAAUUAAAAGGAUACACCUGAUUCAGCUACCCAAGAUUGCCGGCACGGUAGUUACAAUUUUUUCCAAGGCACUGUCGUCCAAGCUGCAGCGAAGGAUUAAGAUAAGCAAACAAUCGUACUAA
This is a messenger RNA of Culex pipiens pallens (northern house mosquito), 654 nucleotides long. RefSeq names its product clavesin-1-like. The transcript has 2 exons. The record is from RefSeq and is a predicted model, not a curated record. Gene Ontology annotation, cellular component: membrane. The coding region runs from base 1 to 654 and encodes 217 amino acids. Gene Ontology annotation, molecular function: phosphatidylinositol bisphosphate binding. NCBI's taxonomy places the organism in Eukaryota, Metazoa, Arthropoda, Insecta, Diptera, Culicidae.